Molecule: messenger RNA, 2799 nt
Organism: Spea bombifrons (plains spadefoot toad)
Lineage: Eukaryota; Metazoa; Chordata; Amphibia; Anura; Pelobatidae
Gene: NUMB
Product: NUMB endocytic adaptor protein
Exons: 11
Coding region: 156-2123 (655 amino acids)
Molecular function (GO): cadherin binding
Source: RefSeq, a predicted model, not a curated record
GUGCUGUGAUUGGGUGGUGCCUCGGUGUUAGCCUCCAGUACAAGCUGUUGGGUUAGGUUGUGGCCGGGCAGGUGAGGAGGAUCUGGGAAGUAUCAUCAUAGACUGGAGCUGGGAGGACGGAGUUGUUACCGCUCCUCAGGUUGUGAAGACCAACAAUGAAUAAACUACGUCAGAGUUUUCGAAGGAAGAAAGAUAUAUAUGUCCCAGAGGCAAGCCGGCCCCACCAGUGGCAAACAGAUGAAGAAUCUGUCAGGAAUGGGAAAUGCAGUUUUCAGGUUAAGUAUCUUGGUCACGUGGAAGUGGAUGAAUCACGUGGAAUGCACAUCUGUGAAGAAGCAGUGAAGAGAUUAAAAUCUGAAAGGAAGUUCUUCAAAGGCUUCUUUGCAAAAACUGGCAAGAAGGCAAUCAAGGCUGUGCUGUGGGUCUCUGCAGAUGGAUUGCGAGUUGUGGAUGAAAAAACAAAGGACCUUCUAUUAGAUCAAACCAUAGAGAAAGUGUCUUUCUGUGCUCCGGACAGAAACUUUGAUAGAGCGUUCUCAUACAUCUGUCGAGAUGGAACCACAAGAAGGUGGAUCUGCCACUGCUUUAUGGCAGUUAAGGACACGGGUGAGAGGCUUAGCCAUGCUGUAGGUUGUGCAUUUGCUGCUUGUCUGGAGCGGAAGCAAAAGCGUGAAAAAGAAUGUGGAGUGACUGCCACAUUCGAUGCCAGCAGAACUACCUUCACAAGGGAAGGUUCUUUCAGAGUGACAACCGCGACAGAGCAGGCGGAGAGAGAAGAGGUGAUGAAACAAAUACAGGAUUCCAAAAAAGUAGCAGAUCCCGAAGUGAAGAGUGUAAAUACAAUUACAACGGUUGCUUCCACUACUGCAACUUUAGCUCCUACUCCAGUCCUGCCUUCUUCACCAACGUCUGAGGACCAAGUGUUCCAAGAAAACAAGGAUCUUAACAAUCCUCAUGCGAUCCCUCGCCGGCACGCUCCUGUGGAGCAGCUGGUAAGACAAGGCUCAUUCCGGGGAUUCCCUGCUCUCAGCCAAAAAAUGUCUCCCUUCAAGCGUCAGUUCUCCUUACGAAUUAAUGAGUUACCAUCUACUGUGCAAAGGAAAUCAGACUUUCAGAUCGUUAACCCAGUUGCAGAGUUGGAAGGAGAAUCUGACACCAUUAGUGCGUUGUGUUCACAAAUAACCAACACCUUCAGUGCACCACCUGAAGACCCGUUUGCAUCUGUUCCAAUGACCAAACCCACCACACCACAGUCACCGCCCUUCGAAGUAAAUGGCAAUUCCACUCCUUUCACUUUGUCUGCUACUACAGCCACAUCAGUUUCUGUGGUGCCUGCAGCGAUGCCAGUUCGUGAGACCAAUCCAUGGGCAAACACACCACCUGCCCCUGGUCCCUCGCUUUCUAGUAGUGGCACAUCACCUCUGAUUGGUCCUGAGUUUGUCUCAACAUCUACUGGUCUCCAGUCAAACCACAAGCGGACACCUUCAGAAGCAGAUCGUUGGUUGGAAGAGGUGUCAAAGACUGUAAAAGCGCAUCCGCGACAGUCUCCCGUGCCUGCACUCCAGCCUGUACUGCCACUUGUUCUUACUGCUUCAAAUCCAGCCCAGCCGUACUCAUCGAACACUUUAGUAGCCCCACCUGUGCCAGUUGCCGUUGUCCCAGCAUUGCAGUCACCUUUUAUGCCUGUGCACCAACCCUACACUGUGGCAAACGGAAUGAGCUACCCAACCCCCAGUGUUCCGGUUGUCGGCAUAACUCCCUCCCAGAUGGUCGCCAAUGUGUUUGGAGCUGCAGGUCACCCCCAAGUCUACCAACCAAAGCUGUCACCUGCCUCAGUGAAGCAGCAGACUCUCCCCACCUACGAGACCUCUAGUGCAACCAGCAGUCCCUUCUUUAAACCAACCACGCAGCAUCAAAAUGGUUCUGUUGCCUUCAACGGUGUGGAGAACACAGGCUGGGAUUUGGAAGCCAAACAUCAGCAAGCACCAGCAGCUUCUGUGGCUGUAGACCCAUUUGAGGCGCAGUGGGCUGCACUGGAAGGCAAAUCAAAACCUCGUUCAAAUCCUUCUCCAACAAACCCAUUCUCCAGUGACCUUCAAAAGACAUUUGAAAUUGAACUCUAAAGCUGCAGUAAGAAUUGUUCUAGAAUAUUUUUGUAGUAAACAUUAUGGAGAUUACAUUGAGAUAUAUAUAUAUAUAUAUACAGCAAAUUAGAGAUGGACCUGGAUUGUGGCCAUGGGAUGGGAUAGGAGGGUGGUUGUUAAAUAUUUUAAUACAAAUAACCCUUGGCUGAGCUAAGACUCUGCAAUGCUGCCUUUCAGUGCCCGUGCUUCCAUAUUGAAAGAAGAUAGUAUGUGUAAAUAUCUAUAUGUGAAGAUUCAAUAGGAUAUAAAGAGGUCUCAACCCUUGAGCUGCCAGAUGGGUUUAUGGUGUAGUGCAGAGCAUCGCACUGAAAGCCAUUCCAGCAGCAAAACAAAUUAAAGCCAAAAUCUUUAUUUUUAUGCAUUACAAAUAUUUUAAAUAGUUUGGGGUAAUUAAUGGUUGUAUACGUUUGUUAGUAAUCUUGCCAAAGGUUAAACAAAAAGAAUGGCUCAGUUGCUACUAAAUUGUAUAUAAUGUUUGAUUUAGCUGCUAAUUCUUUAUUAAACCAAUGACUGGACUGGUUGUGGUUUUAUCUUUGUUUGCUGUAUGUCUUUCACAUGUAAGUAGCACAAUGCUUAAACAAUCACCAAGGGAAAGAUCUCUGUUGUACAUUUAAAAGCAAAUUAAAACACAGUAUUUACAUGGUGUAAAAGCCAA